UUCUGGAUGGAGACGAUUUCGCAAAACGGCAGAGCCCCGUUUGCGCCGGAAGGGUAUAAGGUCUGGAGAAACGUGAUGGACUAUGGCGCGAAGGGCGACGGCACAACGGACGACAUAGAAGCCUUCAACCGGGCUAUCUCCGACGGAGAACGCUGUAAGACACCGCGAUGUGUAGGUGUGACGACCCGGCCCGCCAUAGUAUACGUCCCUAGCGGUAUGUACCUCAUCUCCAGCCCAAUCGUG
Messenger RNA from Microdochium trichocladiopsis, 243 nucleotides. Its product is annotated as pectate lyase superfamily protein-domain-containing protein. The annotation marks the transcript as partial. Lineage: Eukaryota; Fungi; Ascomycota; Sordariomycetes; Xylariales; Microdochiaceae. The record is from RefSeq and is a predicted model, not a curated record. The transcript has 3 exons.